Hibiscus syriacus is the source of this 501-nucleotide messenger RNA. Its product is annotated as monothiol glutaredoxin-S6-like. NCBI's taxonomy places the organism in Eukaryota, Viridiplantae, Streptophyta, Magnoliopsida, Malvales, Malvaceae. The coding region runs from base 75 to 383 and encodes 102 amino acids. The record is from RefSeq and is a predicted model, not a curated record. The transcript has a single exon.
UUUUAAAGUUUCCAAACAAGCUUCAUACAGCUCUCAAAUUAAUUACCAAAAACGCUUCUCCGCUGCAUAUAGCAAUGGAUGUGGUCGCAAGUAUGGUUGCAGACAGGCCAAUGGUAAUCUUCAGCCGGUCCACUUGUUGCAUGAGCCACACCAUCAAGACUCUCAUCGGUGACUUCGGGGCGAACCCAACAGUUUACGAGCUCGACAAGAUUCCAAACGGGAAACAAGUCGAAAGGGCACUGCAACAGAUGGGGUGCAAUCCCAGUGUUCCAGCUGUUUUUGUAGGCCAGCAGCUCAUUGGAGGAGCUAACCAAAUCAUGUCCCUCCAACUCAGGAACCAGCUUGCCCCAUUGCUCAUAAGGGCUGGAGCUAUAUGGAUUUGAAAGAUAAACUUCCAUUAACACAAAUAAAUUGAUAAAUGUCUUUGUUCUCUGUGUUUGUGUCACUGUCGUCUGUCUACAUAAUUUUGUUUAGAGUCCUUGUACACCAUUUUGGGGCUGA